Messenger RNA from Diabrotica virgifera virgifera (western corn rootworm), 861 nucleotides. RefSeq lists its product as uncharacterized. The record is from RefSeq and is a predicted model, not a curated record. The coding region runs from base 130 to 828 and encodes 232 amino acids. The transcript is spliced from 3 exons. Lineage: Eukaryota; Metazoa; Arthropoda; Insecta; Coleoptera; Chrysomelidae.
UUAAAUAAAGCUCUGGAAUCUUACCCAAACUCAAAAUAAACGAAAUAAUUUAAUCAUCUUUGUGACACAGCUAUACUUUCAAUGCAACACUAAAAAAGUGUAUUAACAAAUUAUACAAAGAGUUAAAGUAUGAGGUUUUUUAUUAAAUUUUUGAACAAUUUCAGUGUUGUUGAAUUGUUGGAGAUGUUUGCUGAGGGUGCAUUUAAAUCUACAGACGAAAUUAAGAUGGUGGAUUAUACUAUUAAUUAUAAAAUUGUUUUUGACAAUGAGUAUGUCGAAGAUAAUAAUUUGAAAAUUUAUGAACAUCUACAGAGAGUUGUUGAGUUAGUGAGGAAAAACUACAGUGAUGUAGAUAGAGGUAGAGAACUAGAAACAAAAUUUCGAUGUUUCUCCACCGAUAUUUUUGAUUUUAAUUAUUUUAUUAAAUGUGGGGAAAAUGAAAGGGAAGUGAAGCAAUUAAAUAUUAUAGAACGGAGAAUCAUUUUUACUUUUAAACGCAAACAUGAAAGCAUGACAGUCUUAAGAUGGUUGAAAAAUGCACUCGGUGAAUUAAUUACAUAUGCACUCAAGGAAUUUGAAGAAAGUGACCGUGUUGGUAUAGUGAUAAAACACGAAUCACAACGAGACCGCAAAGCAACCUUUCCGAUUCAUCUCAAAACGGAGCUGGAAGCUGCAAUUAUCUUAGACACUCUCACCAAUGUUAUCAAAAUCAACGGAUGUUUCGCCGCCGAAGAGAGAAUGACAUUGCAGGUGGUUAGGAUUAAACCACCCGGCCCUUCGAAACAAAUAAGACCAGAAUAUUUGACUAAGUUUAAUUAUAAUGAGUGAAUCGUUUUAUAAUUAAUAAAUUAGUUUCUUCUU